Messenger RNA from Porites evermanni, 2370 nucleotides. NCBI's taxonomy places the organism in Eukaryota, Metazoa, Cnidaria, Anthozoa, Scleractinia, Poritidae. The record is from the annotation of a GenBank genome assembly.
AUGAAAGAGUAUUUCAGUUAUCACAUUUUCAUCAUUCUCUUACCAUUGUCCAUCAUCUGUAUUGGCAGCAGUACAAAGCAGGUAUCGUUUCAGCCAUUCAUUAAGGAAAUAUAUGUUACGCCAGAGCACCAACUUGCUGGCAGGCUAGUUGGAUAUUAUCUGUCUGCCCUUAGAUGAAGACCCUCUUUGAUUGAGUUGCUCUUUUAUCCCGUUUUCAAGAACUUAAAUCUUUAUACAGCUUGCACUCAGUGACAAUUUUCAGAGUUUCUAUGUGAGUUGUAAUAUUCUAAGGCGCUGGAUAAACAUUUGUAAGGUCCAGCAUCUGCCGAAUUCAUUUAUCCCAUAGGAAUGUUCCUCUCAAGGACAACCGGGACUGCCAGGGACCCCUGGGGCACCUGGAGCAUCCGGAGCUCCGGGAAUUCCGGGUAGCCCUGGUACCCCAGGCACCCCCGGUACUCCAGGAACCGCUGGUAACUGUGGAACUCCUGGAAUGGCAUUUAGCUCAAGGCGAUGGAAACAAUGCGUUUGGCCAUCUUCCAAUUCACGGGAUAACAGAGACAGUGGGCAAGUGCAUGUAGGUAUAUUCAGUGGAUAUUAACUGAUUGUCUCGUAAUUAAGAUGGUAAGGCACCGCAGACAGUUCAGUUGGAGACUCAGGCCCCGGCCGUCCACACAGAUCCGGAUAUUUUUGAAUCCGCAACUUUUUCCUUCCGGAUACGACUUCCGUCCACACGUAUCCGGUGAAUCUGGAAUACGAAUCCGCAACUUUUUUAAUCCGCUCUCCAGUGUGGAAAUUUUUGAAUACGCUAUGAAUCCAGAAUCGCGUGGACGCUAAAUCCGGGUAUUGUUUAUCCUGUAAAGUUACCAGAUCGAAUCACCCAGUUGUUUACCGUGAAUACUGUAUUCACUGUAUUCAAGAUGGAAACCUCGUUCCCAGGUUCUCUCUCUUACCUGUCUUUACGAAGCAUGCUCUGUUGCCAAUGUUCCCAGAGAAGUCCUGGGUACUAUAGUAAAUCCGCAUACGUGUCGGAUACGUGUGGACGGGCAAAUUCGAUUUGAAUACGGAUACGUGUGGACGUAGAAAUUUUUUAAUCCGGAAAGAAAAAGAUGCCGAUACGUGUAGACGGGGCCUCAAUCUCAUUAUAUUAAUAUUGCCGAGGCUUGCGAGGUUGUGAGAGACUCAGGUUCAACGACCUGGAACACUACCAAGGCUCUUAAAAAACGGAAAGGAUCAUGCUAACUGGUAACAAAGAUCUUUUUGUAGUCUUAGUUUUCUCCUGUUUCCCUUUGAUCGACCUCUCAUUAGCUAGUUUAGUAAUAUUUAGUGAAUGUUUCGACAAGUGUGCUGACCCGCAUGAUUAAAAUUUAAGAAAAGUGUGACGUCACGUUACCAUGGUAGCAAAAUGUCUGGAUCACAACAACAAGGAGCUUAAGCAACGACGCCGGCGACGGCAACGAGAACGGCAAAAAAAACAAUAGGUUUAUAUCUGCAAAACAACAAUUGUGCACGUGCAUCGCGCUUUUUUUUAAGUUUCUCACCCGUCGUUGCAGGACUGCGACGUGAAACUUUUUAACUUCACGCACCCGCUUUACGAAGUAGGCGAGCACAACGCAAAAUUUUUUUUUCUUUUUCUUAACUUAGAUACGGUCCUUUCGGAUUUAACCCUAGAAAAUUUGCGAACAUUUGACAAAUUAAAUGAAAUUGAAUAAAAUCGAUGAAGUUUGAAACAGUGCGAAUUUACGUUUUUGGUUUGUUGUCAUCCAAAAUUUGCUACCAUGGCAACGUGACGUAACCACUUCUCCUCUCUUUUCAUUUUAAUAGGACAUUUCCGAGUCCCAAAAAAUCUCACUUUCAAAACGAGGCUAAGUGCGAAACCUUUGUUGUGAAAAUGAGUUUUAUUUGCAUCAUAAUUAAAAAUCAUUUUCGUAUCAAUGGCUUCGCACUUAGCCUCGCUUUGAAGGUGAGAUUUUUUGGAACUCGGAAAUGGCGUAUUCAAUCUUUUUCGCGUGACCUCAGGUAUGUGAUUUCACCAAGCUGAAGUCUGGCACUUUCUUGCGAGUGGUAUACAUGGGUGUCACUCGUAUUCGGAGCUGCAAAACCUGCUGCAAGAGAUGGUACUUCACUUUCAACAGUAAGGAGUGCAGCAAACCAGCGCCCAUCGAUGGCAUUGUUUACCACAGCAACGAAAUAAACAUCCACAGGUCUACCAACAUUGAGGGCUAUUGCGGUGGGAUUCCAGCAGGAAAGGUGCAAGUUGGAUUCAACGUUGGCGACUGUACUGGAUCAGGGGCAAGCACAGGAGACGCCUGGACGAGUUGGUAUCAAACCAUCAGGAUCAUCAUUGAAGAGGUGGAGCCGCCCGUUGCUUAA